AGUAACCAACACACUUUAGAACGAAAUUUGAACGCCCAACUGCCCAGCAAAGUUCAGCGGCUCGAAAGUGUUAAUUAUUUCGAAAAUUAAGUGCUAAUUCGCUGAGUAAAUAGAAGACUUACAGAUACAUAAAUCAUGGGGAUGCACACUGCACAGUGUUUUUUAAUUUUCGGGACUAUGCUGCUCAUUGGCCAAUAUUGCUUUGUAAAUGGUUAUCCUCAAGCUGCUGCUAAAGCUACUGCGCUAGCCAACGCUGAUGCGGAAACCAUUGGUGCUGGUGGCGCCGGUGCAGUUGCUGUGGCAUCAGCCGAAGCAGACGCUGAUUUAAAGGGCUCGGAAACCUUUGGCUUGGGCUAUUAUUCGGGUAUUUAUGGCAGUGGUCUAUAUGGGCAUGGCGGAGGUUAUGGCGGAUAUGGGUAUGGCGGACGUUGGGGCUAUGGCGGCUAUCAUGGUUAUGGUGGAUAUGGAGGAUUUGGUGGCUAUGGCGGCGGCUACUAUCGUCGUCCCAUCUAUCCAGUAUGGGAGCCUCCAGCUUCCGACUUUGGUGAAAUAUCUGGAUCGCAAUACUGGAUUCUGAUAUUUAUGAGCCGUGUAAGGAUAAUCCUCGCUGUAUGUGUUGCGCUGGCAGUGGCACAUCCACAAGUUUACGGAGGCUAUGGCGGCGGUCAAGGUGGCCACUAUAGUCACGGUGGUCGAGGUGGUGGUCAUGGCGGACAGCAUGGAGGAUUUGGUGGUGGCUAUGGCGGACAGCAUCGAGGAUUUAGUAGUGGCCAUGGAGGAUGUGGUGUUGGCCAUGUUGGAUUAGGAGGUGGCCAAGGAGGAUUUGGUGGCAGUCAAGGUGGUGGUUACGGUUUUGGAUAUUAUUGAAAAAAUUACUCUGUUAAUAAGUCGUUAAAAUGGCCAACUUGAAUCACGUUUCGUUUAUAAGUAAAUUUUAUAAAAUACUAGCGUACCCUCGCCCGCUUCG
Molecule: messenger RNA, 967 nt
Organism: Anastrepha obliqua
Lineage: Eukaryota; Metazoa; Arthropoda; Insecta; Diptera; Tephritidae
Exons: 5
Coding region: 136-867 (243 amino acids)
Source: RefSeq, a predicted model, not a curated record